CCUGGUUCUUCCGGAUCACAAAAAAAGGAAAGCACAGAGCUCCUGGUUCCUUCAGAUCCUGAAGUCAGGUGGAGCCCAUUUGCCACCCGUGGCUGCUCACUCAAAAGGUCAUUCACCCUGGAGUGACGGAGGAGGCUCCAGGCCUGGGCGUGUGCUAAGGGCAGAGCUCUCAGAGGGGCCCCGUAGCCAUGGGCUCUGCAGCCCUGCCCCUGUAGGUGACAGCUCUGUGGAGCGCUCAGGUGCAGAGACCAGCUGGUGCUCCUGUGAGAGAAGGACCUAGAAACCAGUGCUUGCUCCCAGCAGCAGAUCAAGGCGGGACCCAGAAGCGGGAUCCAGGCGAUCUUCAGGGCUUUGCUCAGAGUCCGGAAAUUAGGGGGCCAGGAGGGCAGCCGGGGAGUCCAGAGACCUAAGGAUUUUGUUGUCAGAAACGGAUCCCAUCCAGGAGCAGGGGGCAUGGACCACAGCGAGGGGGUCAUCCAAGCCCCAGCCGGUACUACGGUGCCUCAGGAACUGCUGGAAGAAAUGCUUUGGUUCUUCCGGGUAGAAGAUGCUUCUCCUUGGAAUUACUCCAUCUUUGCACUGGUGGGCGUGGUGGGCGUGAUAAGUUUCAUCCUCCUGGGAAGGAGCAUCCAGGCAAAGAGAAAUCAAAAGCUCCUGGGGAAAAACAAACCAGAAAAACAAACUCCAGAAGUCCAAGACGUGGCUGAGGCUGAAACCAGAGAUGACAAUAAGCUGAACACCGUAAGAGAGACUUUGCUCUCAGAAAAUCACAAUUCAGGCCAGGUGGAAAUUGAGUUACAAGAGAGAGAUGCGUCACUGGUUCUCCUUCCAGACCCACAGGAAUCGGAGACCUAGUGAGAUUUCAGAGCCCUGCCCCAUGUCGUCAGCAGAUAGAUGAAUGAACUGCAAUCAAACAAGUAUUCUGUUACCCGCUUUUUAUUAAAAUGCUUCUGG
Messenger RNA from Mustela erminea (ermine), 954 nucleotides. It is a transcript of the gene SLC51B, whose product is annotated as solute carrier family 51 subunit beta. The coding region runs from base 454 to 855 and encodes 133 amino acids. Gene Ontology annotation, biological process: bile acid and bile salt transport. The transcript is spliced from 4 exons. Lineage: Eukaryota; Metazoa; Chordata; Mammalia; Carnivora; Mustelidae. The record is from RefSeq and is a predicted model, not a curated record. Gene Ontology annotation, cellular component: plasma membrane. Gene Ontology annotation, molecular function: transmembrane transporter activity; protein heterodimerization activity.